UGCUGCUCCCCCUGCUCCCCCCGCUAAUGGAGCUACUCCCCCUACUCCCCCCACUGCCGGCGGCGCCGCUCCCGCUGCUGGUGCAAACGGUCCUCUUGCCGGUGGUGCAAAUGGCCCCGCUGCUGGUGGUGCCGCAGGAGUUGGACUUACAGGAACUGGAGCUACAGGAGCUGGUGCCGCAGGUACCGGUGCUACUGGUGCGUCUGGCUCUACCGGUGCUUCUAACGGUGCAUCUGGAUCUACUAGCACAUCUGGCACCAAGGGUGCGGGUGCAAACAGCGCCUCCAACGGCGCCUCAGCCGCAUCUGCAUCUGGUAACGGAAAGGCCUCAGGUGGCAAGGGCACCUCGUCUGGCAACGCCGACUCUGCUCUCGCUGACUCUCAGGAGGAGGAUUAGAGUACCCGGGCGACUUCCUGGCCUACGCAGGAUGGCGAUGGUGUAUGGGUGAAUACAUAAGUGCAUGGGUUUUUAGUAAAACAAGGCUUGGAUGAAUGUGUAACGAUAGGGACGAGACUGGAUUUGGAUUUGGACUUGGACAUGACUGGUAUUGCGACUUGGAGACUCACGAUCAUUUAUCGGAUAAUAAAAUAAUUUCACGC
This is a messenger RNA of Alternaria rosae, 600 nucleotides long. RefSeq lists its product as uncharacterized. Lineage: Eukaryota; Fungi; Ascomycota; Dothideomycetes; Pleosporales; Pleosporaceae. The transcript has a single exon. The record is from RefSeq and is a predicted model, not a curated record. Bases 27 to 449 code for a protein of 140 amino acids.